UUCUUCUUGCCCUUCCAGGUCACCCACAACAACAGUGAUGGCGGCGGCUGCAAGGAUCUUCAUCCGAGGCUCAAACCCGAGACUCUCCAUCUGCGGGGCUGGCACCGGGAUCCAGGGCUCUGUCGGAGCCGCUUUACUCAAACAGUCGCCGAGCUGCAGCUCCCGUGCAAAAACACACCGGAGACACGCAGCCCACUUUACCUUCCAGCCUGACCCAGUCACCGCACAAUAUGGAACGACGCAGAAGAUGAACUUGUUCCAGUCCAUUACAAGUGCCUUGGACAACACGCUCAAUAAUGACCCUACAGCAGUCAUCUUCGGGGAAGACGUUGCCUUCGGAGGAGUUUUCCGGUGCACAGUUGGCCUGAGAGAUAAAUACGGCAAGGACAGAGUCUUCAACACUCCUCUCUGUGAGCAGGGGAUCGUGGGAUUUGGCAUCGGUGCCGCCGUUGCCGGUGCUACAGCCAUUGCUGAAAUCCAGUUUGCUGAUUACAUCUACCCCGCCUUUGACCAGAUUGUGAAUGAAGCGGCGAAGUACCGGUACCGCUCCGGGAACCUGUUUGACUGUGGAACGCUGACCAUCCGGGCUCCGUGGGGCUGCGUCGGCCACGGAUCCCUCUACCACUCCCAAAGCCCUGAAGCCUUCUUCGCCCACUGCCCCGGGAUCAAGAUUGUAAUACCUCGCAGUCCGGUUCAGGCCAAGGGGCUGCUCCUCUCCUGCAUCGCUGACAAGAACCCGUGUAUAUUCUUCGAGCCCAAGAUUCUCUACAGAGCAGCUGUGGAGCAGGUUCCGGUGGAGGCCUACACCAUCCCACUCUCGCAGGCCGAGAUCCUGCAGGAAGGAAGUGACGUCACCCUGGUUGCCUGGGGGACACAGAUCCACGUGAUGAGGGAGGUGGCGACCAUGGCCCAGGAGAAGCUGGGAGUGUCCUGCGAGGUCAUCGACCUCAGGACCAUCCUGCCCUGGGACACCGAGACGAUCUGCAAGUCGGUGGUGAAAACUGGACGUUUGCUCAUCAGCCAUGAGGCACCAAUAACAGGAGGCUUCGCUGCUGAAAUCAGCUCCACAGUCCAGGAGGAGUGCUUCCUUAACCUGGAGGCCCCCAUCAGUCGGGUUUGUGGCUACGACACCCCCUUCCCUCACAUCUUUGAGCCUUUCUACAUCCCAGACAAGUGGAAGUGCUUUGAUGCAAUCAAGAGGAUGAUGAAAUACUGAUCCCUUUCAGAGCCACCUCCUGGUAGUCCUGAACGCCACAUUUCCUCCCCAUUUUUCCUCCUCAUUCAUCCAGCAGGUGGAGAGCAGCCAGGAAAAGACACUAUGUUGACCAUCCAAACAGAGAGCUGCGUCCAGAUGGCCUCUGUGUCCCUCUGUGUCCUCAGUCUGCGAGACGCUGCAUCUGGAUAAAAGAACCCUGCUCUCUCAGGCAAAACAGGAACCAUGUGAUCGACUGUAUCGAUGGGGAAACUCCACUUCAGCCUUAGCCUUUCACAUAUAACACGAUGAAGUUUUCUUCUUGUUUGGAUUCUGUAGGGAAUCCAGUAUUUGGUUGGAUUUGUCACCGUAGGCCUAUCUGUGCUGUUUCUUUUGAUUGAACCUUGCUCUAAUCUUUAUUUAGUUUGACACGGAUUUGUUUGCAAUGUUUUGAUCUAUUAAACAACUGUGGAUUUUAAGGAAAAUAAAACCAUCUGAACUAUUGAACACA
This is a messenger RNA of Cololabis saira (Pacific saury), 1703 nucleotides long. It is a transcript of the gene bckdhb, whose product is annotated as branched chain keto acid dehydrogenase E1 subunit beta. The transcript has 11 exons. The record is from RefSeq and is a predicted model, not a curated record. NCBI's taxonomy places the organism in Eukaryota, Metazoa, Chordata, Actinopteri, Beloniformes, Belonidae. Bases 38 to 1216 code for a protein of 392 amino acids. Gene Ontology annotation, molecular function: catalytic activity. Gene Ontology annotation, biological process: response to nutrient; branched-chain amino acid catabolic process.